AUGAGUUCUAGUGGCGACAGGAUUCCAGACCCUGGACCUGUUUCCGUAGAGGACAACGCUACCAGUGAAGCGCAACCUUCAGGGCCCGAAAAAGUCCCCGAAGCGCCAAAGUCGGAGGUAUUGCCAUCCGAUUUGCCAGCCGAGGCUCAGAAAGAAGUGAUAACUAUCAUUAAAGCUGAGUCUUCUAGCAACCAGUUGCCUGCACAGAAUACUACGAAUGGAAAUACAAAAGACAGCGGAAAUCAGAAACCACCCGAAACUACGAAAAAGACAGUAAUGACUCUUUCUGUCGCAAAUCUCAUGUCUGACCCUACACCUCUAAAUGCACUGCAUUCUAAGGCUCCUACUGUCACGAUUAAGACAAACCAAUCUGUAAUUCGGCCUGCGUCAGUGCAAAAGUUUACGGGAAAAACAAUAGCUACAAGAUCGAUCAAGACAAUAAUAAAGCCACAGUCAGAUCUUACUUUCUUGCAGCCUGCACGCCUCCUAAUAAUUCAAGCACCAAACCGCCAAUCAAUUGAAAUCCCUCAAACAACAUUCAAUCAAAAUUUUGCGCAAUACAACUACGGAACAUAUUACGGCCAGCCAUACCAGGUAAUACAAGGCUCUUAUCCAAACAUCCCUCAGACCUACAAUUCGAGUUAUCCAAUACCUACGUAUCAAAUGCCUCAAACAUACACUCCUCCGUGGCAGAAGCUUCCUCAGCCUGCGAUAAAUAUUGCAAAGCAGCCUCCACCGCAAAAUCAGAAAAAUCAUCAGCAUGAUUUGAUGCCUCCUGAACCAACUUAUUAUACGGACGAAGAUUCUGGCCAAUACGGAGUUAGAUGUACUUGUGGUGAUAACCACAAUAGAGGAUUACUCGUACAGUGCGAAAAAUGCCAGUUUUGGCUCCAUGGCAUUUGUGUAAAUUGUCCUCGAGCUUCGUCUACAGAGCAGUUCCUCUGCCCCUUCUGCCAAGCGAAGAGACUCAGAUGCAGAUGCAAGAAAAACAAAUCGUACAAUAUUCCAAUUGUUCAAUGUUCUCAUUGCAAAUUAUACUUGCAUAAGCAAUGCGAAGGACUUGGAUUUGGAAUUAUUCCAAAGCCAUUUGUCUGCUGCCAGUGCCAUAAAACACCAUUCGAACUUCCUUACGUAAAAUUCGAUCCAAUCUUCAAAGAAAUACGCGAUUUUACAGUUUACGUCGAUCCCGCUCGCUACGAGGUUACUAUUAACAUUCCCGAUGGUAACUUCAAGACAUCUCUCGAGCAGGACCUUACAAAAUCAGAAAUUUCUUUCAUUGACACAAUGACAAAAUAUUUCAACAAGUUCUGCGUUCACCUCCUUGGAAAUUCAAACCAGGAGAUAUGGAAUGUCUUUACUUCUACGUUUUCUACUGUUUUUAACUGUUCAAAAGAAUUAAUUUGCGCAGCUAUCGACCAUCUUACUUACCAAUUACUCUACGCCCAUGAAUAUACCCCUUACAUGGACAUUGUCCCUGAUUUCGGCUACAGUGAAGCAAUUGCUGAAUAUGUCGAGACAUUUCAAGGCCAAUCAUUCGACAAAUUACCUACACAAACCCAGUAA
Trichomonas vaginalis G3 is the source of this 1563-nucleotide messenger RNA. Its product is annotated as UPSET, isoform A family. The transcript has a single exon. Bases 1 to 1563 code for a protein of 520 amino acids. The record is from RefSeq and is a predicted model, not a curated record. NCBI's taxonomy places the organism in Eukaryota, Parabasalia, Trichomonadida, Trichomonadidae.